Symbiodinium sp. CCMP2592 is the source of this 778-nucleotide messenger RNA. The record is from the annotation of a GenBank genome assembly. Lineage: Eukaryota; Dinophyceae; Suessiales; Symbiodiniaceae.
AUGGGAGCCGCAGCGUUUCAUGGGGACCAGGACUGUUGUGCCAGUCAGGCUGGAGAUGAUACAGACCCAGCAGCGUCUCGCAGAACGGUUCCUUCAUUGAUUGGCCUUGCAGAUGCGGACGAGCCCAUGUGCACGUUCGAUUGCGAUGCCGACGUCGUGGACGGGGAGCCAAUGAACGAGAAUCCGGACAGCUUUGGGGGAGAGCUGCAUGGGGCCCGGAUUGCCACAGAAUCUCUGAUGGUCCGGCGGGAGCCUCGAAGACUUCAUAGCCGACUAGAGCAAAAUGCCCAACUUGCCCUUGACGACGAGAUCGUCCGUGCUGUCCCGUUGGCAGACACAUUGCGUGCGCUUGGAUAUCUCUGGCGACUACAACCGAAUAAGAUGAGCCAGGACCAGCUAUUGCAGCUAUAUCAGUAUUCCAAGAAAGCAAGCUCAUUCGAUGCCUUCGUGUCUCACACCUGGUGGACACCUGGAUAUCAGAAGUUUGUUUCUUUAUUACUCCGCUUCUACUGGCACUAUGCCGUAGUUGCUGCGAUUGCGACGAGCGUGGUGAUCAUGAUUAUGUAUAGGCUGGACAUUUUGCCAAUGCCUUUGAGAUUUGCAUCACAGUACACAUUGUUCCUCAGAGUCAUUCCCUGUGGGCCGUGGGGGACUCUGUUCGCGUUCGUGGUCUCGCUACUUGCAUUACUUUGUGCUCCUUUCCUGCCCUGUACGAGCUUCGAUAUUUUCUACGAUGUUGCAUGCAUUCACCAAACGGAUCCGGUGAUGCGCGAACGAG